Molecule: messenger RNA, 577 nt
Organism: Oppiella nova
Lineage: Eukaryota; Metazoa; Arthropoda; Arachnida; Sarcoptiformes; Oppiidae
Source: the annotation of a GenBank genome assembly
GGGAAGAAUACCGGUAGCCGGCAGUGACUUCUCGCUCCGACCCUAUAGUUAUGACGACAACCCAAUCCCUGACUUUGAACUCAAAAACUUUAGUCUAGCUUUCGAGGACCAAACACUCAAACUACCAUACAUUAAAUAUGCUCAAAAAGUAAGUUUAUAUAAACUGAAACUAUUUGGUAGCCCGUGGUCAGCACCGGCCUGGAUGAAAAACAAUACCCGGCUAAAUAGGGGUGGGUUUCUCAUUGACAAACCCGGCGGCAAAUACUAUAAAGCAUUCGCUCACUAUUUAGUAAAAUUUCUGGACGCAUACAAAGCGAAUGGAGUUCCCAUUUGGGGCCUGACUAUGGAGAACGAACCCUUGCAUUCCGAUCCCAACUAUUCAUUCAAUAGUUUGGGUUUUACAGCAGAACUUCAACGAGACUUUAUUAAACAGGAUUUGGGACCCAUUCUCGAAGAGGCCGGUUAUGGCGUCAAUACCACCAAACUUAUGAUAUUUGAUGAUAAUAUCAACCAACUGUUGCAAUGGGCGCAGACUAUAUUAGCGGACAGGGAUGCGGCCAAAUAUAUCUCAGGCACU